Molecule: messenger RNA, 1529 nt
Organism: Vigna radiata var. radiata (mung bean)
Lineage: Eukaryota; Viridiplantae; Streptophyta; Magnoliopsida; Fabales; Fabaceae
Product: UPF0481 protein At3g47200-like
Exons: 3
Coding region: 36-1364 (442 amino acids)
Source: RefSeq, a predicted model, not a curated record
UUAUAUUCCUCAACAAUUUCAACAUAUCAGCUUUCAUGUUACAGUGGUUUAACCAAAUGAAAAGAGAAUCAAAAGAUUUAGCCAUUGAAAUAGAACGUUUAGAAAGACAAUGGACCGAGAUGCUUCAACAUGUGAAACCUCUGCAAACGGAUGAAUUCCAUAUGCAAUGCAUUUAUAAGGUACCACCGAAUAUUCGUGAAAGUAAUCCCAAAGCCUACACUCCUCAAAUUCUUUCAAUUGGCCCUUAUCAUCACAAACCAUGUGACCUUAGUAAGGAAGACAACAGUUUUGAGGCAAUGGAAGAGCUCAAACUCAAAUAUCUCAAGGGAUUCCUAGAUCGAACACAACUACCUAUCAGAGAAUUUGUUCUCAAAAUUAAAGAAAUGGAAGAAAGCAAUAUUAUUCGAAGUUGUUAUGCAGACACUAUUAAAUGCAAUAGUGAUGAUUUCUUGAAACUGAUUUUAGUUGAUGCUUGCUUCAUAAUUGAACUUUUUCUAAGAUGGAAUAGUAAUUGUGAAUGGAAGGGAAAAGACCCUUUAAUGCUAAAACCAUGGAUGCUAACCUAUGUGGACCUUGACUUGCUACUACUGGAAAAUCAACUUCCUUUCUGCGUUCUUGAAGAACUUCACAAGCUCACUGGUAUGAAUGAGAAGUUUCUUGACAUUACUUUCAAAUAUUUUGGGAAUAGACUUUUCGGAAACGAGUGUUCAGGAGAGAGUCCAAAACACUUCAAUGAUUUGCUAAGAUCUUCUAUAAUAUCAUCAUCAAAGCUUGGUCUUGGAAAACCGGAAGAAUGCAAACAAAUUAUUAAACAUGUAUACAGUGCAAGCCAACUAAAGGAGGCAGGUCUUGAGUUCAAGCUCAGUCCAAAUAAAAGCUUACUUGACUUGACCUAUUCUAAAUAUGGAGUAUUGAGCAUGCCAAGCUUGGAUAUACAUGACAACUCAGAAGUUUUGUUCAGGAAUAUGAUGGCAUAUGAACACUGCCACCUUUCUGCUACAAGCAUUGUUACUCAAUACUUAACGAUUCUAGAUUUUCUCAUCAAUACUGAAAAAGAUGUGAACAUACUUGUUGAUAAGAAAAUUAUUGUAAAUUGGACCGGUGAUGCUAAUAAAGUGGCUACAAUGAUUAAUGAUCUGAGCUCACAACUUAGCAUGCCAUUUUUCAAUUCCCACUAUUUCUCCCUCUGCAAUAGCUUAAAUGAUUUCUAUGAAAACCCUUGUAACAAGUACAAGGCUACCUUCAUACACGACUACUUCAACACUCCUUGGAAAAUAGCAUCUACUACUGCUGCAAUUAUGCUACUUUUCCUCACGUUUCUUCAGACUGUAUGUUCAAUCGCCUCACUAUUUCAUGGUAAUUAAUGAGAUGGAUUGUUAAAUAAGGAACAAGAAAGUCAGUUAAGGGAAGAAGACGGUGAUGAUUGUAUUUGACUGUCUAAGUUCUAUUUGUAAGAGAACCUUGUAAUAAGGAGAUUUACUUUGUUGUUGUUUUUCUUUCCUAAAAAUAAAUAUUCAACUUUUUUUCUA